This is a messenger RNA of Rhipicephalus sanguineus (brown dog tick), 1223 nucleotides long. It is a transcript of the gene rho-7, whose product is annotated as presenilins-associated rhomboid-like protein, mitochondrial. Gene Ontology annotation, molecular function: serine-type endopeptidase activity. Gene Ontology annotation, cellular component: membrane. Lineage: Eukaryota; Metazoa; Arthropoda; Arachnida; Ixodida; Ixodidae. The transcript is spliced from 9 exons. The coding region runs from base 149 to 1087 and encodes 312 amino acids. The record is from RefSeq and is a predicted model, not a curated record.
CAUCGCGCUGUCUGUUGCGUGAAUAGUUACAGAAAGUGACUGAAUAAAGUCCUGUUACUGCUGUGCUUAGCCGCAUUAGCCGUUUGUAGUAGACCGAACAUGCGCAUGCUGUUUAGGUAGCAGCAAGCAUUAGGAAAAAGACGGCGGCAUGCUUCCCGGGGGCGUAACUACUCGACUCUGUUGCCGGUGGCGCAGUGUAAGGCAGCCGUGGAUAAGGCAAGCACGGCCCCCACCGCCUCCUCCAGAGGCCCCCCUGCCACGUGGCUCAUCCCAGCUCACAAAGGCCACCGCAUUCACCGUUGGGUGCUGUGGGGCGUCCUUCCUGGGUGCAGCUGUGUGGCAGUAUGAACGCAUGCGGCAUGAAGCACGAGCCAUCAUUUCCCAGCGCUGGACCUGGGAGCCCAAGCGGGGCAGCUGGCGGCAGCAGCUGAACGCGUGGUGGCACAGCAUACCCGAGGGCAACCGGGUGGCAUACGGCCUGAUUGCGGCCAAUGCGGUGGUCUUUCUGCUGUGGCGAGUGCCCCGGAUGGAGCCCAUUAUGCUGCGAUACUUCGUCUCCCAUCCAGCAUCCAAGCCGUUGUGCCUGCCCAUGUUCCUGUCGACGUUCAGCCACCACUCGUUCAUCCACCUGGCAGCCAACAUGGUGGUGCUGAACAGCUUUGUCCCAACAGCCGUGGCCUUGCUAGGGCGAGAACAGUUUCUCGCCAUGUACGUCAGUGGCGGUGUUGUGUCUUCCCUUGCCAGCUAUCUGCACAAGGUUGCCACUCACCGAGCUGCCAUGUCUCUGGGCGCAUCGGGAGCUAUUCUGGCCGUGGUAGGAGCCCUGUGUGUGCAGUACCCAGACGCACAGCUUAGCAUCCUCUUCCUGCCUUUCUUCACCUUCUCGGCAGCUGCGGCAUUGAAAGGUGUGUUGGCAUUUGACACGGCUGGCAUGCUCUUUCGGUGGCACCUACUGGACCAUGCGGCCCACUUGGGAGGCACCUUGUUUGGCGUGGGCUACGUGCUGUACGGCCAGGAGAUAUGGAAGCGCAGGGAGCCCAUUCUCAACACAUGGCACCAGCUUCGUGAAGGCUGGGGUCGUAGGUGACGACCUUCAUGAAUGAGCUGUUUAGGGUGGUAGGAUCACUCUGCUUACUGGCUGACGGUAUUCUGUGUACACUUCACGAUCGAGUUAUCUUCUACGAGCACGAAUAAAAACGCUGUAUAUUUGCGGUUUACAUACA